Messenger RNA from Volvox carteri f. nagariensis, 961 nucleotides. RefSeq lists its product as uncharacterized. Lineage: Eukaryota; Viridiplantae; Chlorophyta; Chlorophyceae; Chlamydomonadales; Volvocaceae. The record is from RefSeq and is a predicted model, not a curated record. Gene Ontology annotation, molecular function: high-affinity secondary active nitrite transmembrane transporter activity. Gene Ontology annotation, cellular component: membrane. Gene Ontology annotation, biological process: nitrite transport; transmembrane transport. The coding region runs from base 116 to 961 and encodes 281 amino acids. The transcript has 5 exons.
AUUUUAUGCAUCAUCCACUUGUUCUAUCGCACGGCGAGAUUCUUGAAAUACCGUUAACAACACGUAAUUGGUCUGUGGAAAACGAGGACUAGUUUCUAUUCAACUUAAGUACAUAAUGAUGUCGCAAACUUGCCGGCAACAAGUUCUACUGGGAAGGUGUCCAGCGAUCCCUUGCGCGCCAGCCCUAACCGUCCGGCGAUGGGCUUCCCACCACGUUUGCCGAGUAGCCAGCGCCACGCCGUCAACCACCCAAACAUCAAACAAUGGGAGUCAUGCACCAGCGCCAGGCGUUGUGCUUGCCCCCGAAGCGCCUCCGCCCCCACCUCCGGGCGUCCUGGCUCCAUUGGCCGCAUACAACAAUAUCGUCAACCUCGGAGUUGCCAAGGCAGCCAUGCCCGCUUGGAAGACCCUAAUCAUGGGCGUUAUGGCGGGCUGCUAUAUUAGCUUCGGCGGCUUCCUCGCCAUCACUAUUGCGGGCAUGUGCGCAGGCCUGGGCGUAACCAAUCCCGUCCUCACGCGCCUGGCCAUGGGGGCUCUGUUUCCCUUCGGCCUGCUCAUCACCUUGGUGUGCGGCGCGGAGCUCUACACGGGGAACACCGCCUUGGUGACGGCGGCGGUUCUGGAGAAAAAAGCUGAUGUCAAGGAUCUGGCCAAGAACUGGAUCUGGUCGUACGUUGGGAAUCUGAUUGGCAGCUUGCUGAUGGUCGCGCUUGUGGCAGCUUCUGGACUGCUCGCGGCGUCCCCCGUGCCGGCCAACAUGGCGGUUGCGAAAACGGCCAUUCCCUUUGGCCAGGCGGUCGUACGUGGCGUGUUGUGCAACUGGCUGGUGUGCUCCGCCGUGUGGAUGGCCUCCGCCGCCACCUCCCUACCGGGCAAGAUGCUGGCGGCGUACCUCCCCGUCAUGGCCUUCAUUGCACUGGGACUGGAGCACUCGGUGGCGAACAUAUGUGUCUGUCUGUGA